Molecule: messenger RNA, 2982 nt
Organism: Microplitis mediator
Lineage: Eukaryota; Metazoa; Arthropoda; Insecta; Hymenoptera; Braconidae
Exons: 3
Coding region: 266-2371 (701 amino acids)
Biological process (GO): protein deubiquitination
Cellular component (GO): cytosol; nucleus
Molecular function (GO): cysteine-type endopeptidase activity; cysteine-type deubiquitinase activity
Source: RefSeq, a predicted model, not a curated record
UGACAUAAAAAAAAACGGCUGUUUCCCGCCAGGCGUGAUCUCGGGUCACGUUUACCGCCAACGUCUUGCUUUAGUUAUAAUUUAUUUAAAUAAAAUAAAGUUGAUCUUUUUUGUUUAAUUAUUUAAAUUAUAAUUUAUUGGUGAGCGCACAGUAUAGUGAGUAACUAUCGGGGUGAUGAAAACAAAAGCCGGCUUAAAUAUUGUCUUAUUUAUUUACUCAGAUAUUUUAAUACUGACGCAGGUAAUCACAUAUUAAGAUAUUAAAAUGUUGAGUGUUGCUACAAAUACCCCAACAGUUCACCAUCAUUACAAGUCAAUAAGUCCAACAGCACCAGCAAAUCAAAAUUCACGAUCACCACGUCGUCUUUUGAAAAAAGUAUCAAAGUCAUGGAAGAAUUGCCACAAGUAUAACGUGUUUUCAAGAAAUAAAGUAAAGUCUGUUGGCAAUAUAAUUAAAAAGAAUAGCGCACAGUACAUUGAAAGUUGCGGUAAAAGUUCAUCAAGUGAAAACGCGAGUACAUCAUCGUCAGGAAUUAAAAGAGACCUGGUAGCUGAAGUCAAUUGCAAGGAUUCAUUGCCGGAUGAUGAAGAGUUUAUGAUUAUUGAUGAUAAGCAGACGGAUAAAUUGAUAACGUCAAAUAGUGAUAGAUAUUGCAAAGUAUUUAUUGAAACAUCUGCUGAAGUCGAGUCUAAAAUAGCUAAGGUUGAUAACAUUGAUUGUAAAAAACGAAGACGUCCUGGUUUAGGUGGAAGAUUAGCCAUUGCUACUAAAUUAUUAAAAGAUAACAAUAGUUCAGCUAUGGCUGUAAAAGAAUCUCCUGAAGAAAAUUUAACUGUCAAUCAUCAGAAAGCUGCUGCAGCAGUUGUUGGUGUUGUCGAUCCUCAUCAGAGUCAGAAUAAUUUGAAUGAGUGUGAGAAUAAUAAUCAGAAUCAAGACGAGAAUUGGAAUCAGCAUGAGGCUCAGCCUGAACAUCAUCAGUUCCAAGAAGAAGUUAAUAAUAAAGAUGAAUGCGCGUAUGACAAUUUAGUGCAGGGCUGGGCAGAACCAUAUAACGAUUACCAAGCAUCCGAGGCGGCUUAUUAUAUGACAGGAUUUCCGAAUCCACCUGGUGAAAAUCGUUGCUGGCUCAACGCGACUCUGCACGCACUGUUUGUACUGCCGUUGAUUGAUAACAUUGACCGGAAUUUGGUUGUCCGGUUGUCGAAGUUGACCAAGACAUUGGUAGCCAUGCAGUGCUUCUGGCGUCAAGGAUCCAAGAACACGGAGAAGACUCACCAGACGGUCACAAAAUUCAAGGAAGAACUGGCAAUACUUGACAACUCAUAUCCAUCUAAAAACCAACAAGACGUAUCAGAAUUUUUGAUGAUUUUACUUAAUUAUGUUAAGAGCGAAUACAUUGAUCAGUUGUCUGCUCAAUCAAACGAAGAGAUGGAAAAUGUACCGGAGAAUCACCAAAAGAUAUCGUCUAAGGACAACCCGCGUCCGGCAUCAUCACCAUCAAAGCGACAACCUCUGGCUACUUUGUUUCCACUGAAACCGAACGGCAAUGCCGCCAAUGCAAUCGUCGGAACCCGUGAUGAUUCAAUCAAAGAUAAAGAUGACAAGUCUCCUGAUAAAGAUGACAAGACUCCUGAUGAAGAUGAUAAGACACCAAAUAAUCCUAUCGAUGAAUGCUUCAUGUUGCCCAUGGUAGAGCAUUCCAUUUGUCAAAAUUGUAAAAAACAUCGGAAGCGCAACAUCAACAACCUGAUGCUCUACGUUGACUUGCCAAGCAAUCAAAAUAACAAUGAAGAAGUGACUGUCAUAUCAUCAGACUCACCAGCAUCACCAGCAACUGAAUUGUCAUCAGCAAUUUUAAAAAGCAUGGAACCAGAAGAACGUUCUGUCACUUGCCCGAAAUGUCAGUCCGAAAAGCAUUACGUCUCAACGUCAUUUCGUGGAUGUCCAAAUGUUAUGAUUGUUCAAUUGAAUCGUUACGGAAUUUUCAGUGGAGGUUUAGUUGACAAAAUAAAUUCAGCUGUUAAUAUACCAGCGGAAUUAGAUAUUGAAAUAAAUGAUAGUAAUGCAACUGAUGAAAAUCCAUCAGGAACUACAACUGUACAUAAAUUUAAACCGAUUUGUAUUAUCGCGCAUGUUGGCAGUGCUAUGGAUUGCGGACACUACACCACUUAUGCUAAACAUGACCAUCAGUGGUUUCAUUACAAUGACAUGGAUGUUACGCCGAUGACUGAAACGGAAGCUCUCACUGCCGCUCAGACUACAGCUUACCUGAUUUUUUUUGUCAAUGUAAAACCACCAGCAUUGACGACUUCAUUUGAUUUAAAUAAAGACGACUUGCCCGGUAAAUUAGAUGACAAUCCGUCGCUGUAGACACUUGGGCCACUACACUUUUUUUUGUACCUUUUAUAAUUAUAGAUUCAAAAUAAUAAUAAUAAUAAUUGAUAGGUUUUUAUUAAAGUUAAAGUUAAUCGUUGGAGCACAAAGUUUUUAAAAAGCUUGAUAAAAAAAAAAAGAAAAAAUAUUUUAUUAGUCUAAGAGACAUUUGAAAAUAUAACAAUAUUUUUAUAUACAUAAAUAGUAAUCAUAUAUCAGUGUGCAAAUUAUAUUAUUAUUAUUUUAAAUAAAUAAUAUUUCAUGUCUCUAUGGAGAAAAUAAUUUAAUUGUUUAAUUUACAUAAAAAUCUUAAGUUUAUUUCAAUUCAAAUUUUCCCUCCUUUAUUGUAAAGUCGCCCGGGAAAUUUGAAAGCUGAAAAUAAUUUUAUCAGGGAUUUUAUUUAAAAUUUUAAUAAUUAAUAUUAAUUAUCAGUUGGAAAUGUAAUAAAAAAUAAAUAUAAAUUUAAAUUGUCAUACAUUUUUUUUUUAUUUAAAAUAAAAUUUUACUGUCGCAUUUAAUUUUUCGUGUUUAUUAAAAAAUUUAUAUUUUAAUUUAACAAAUAAAUUUUUUGUAAUUAAUGAAAAUUAAAAUCCUAGACUAUUUUAAAG